Molecule: messenger RNA, 1536 nt
Organism: Phaeoacremonium minimum UCRPA7
Lineage: Eukaryota; Fungi; Ascomycota; Sordariomycetes; Togniniales; Togniniaceae
Product: putative cytochrome p450 protein
Exons: 4
Coding region: 1-1536 (511 amino acids)
Molecular function (GO): monooxygenase activity; heme binding; iron ion binding
Source: RefSeq, a predicted model, not a curated record
AUGGGCCUGGGCAACACCUUCAUGCUUCCAGAUACAAAGCCAUGGAUCUGGUUCGAGGAGUUGUCGAAGCAUUAUGAGGCCCCGUUGAUCACGAUCUGGAUAGGAAGAAACCCCACGGUAUGGAUCAAUGAUGCAUGGUCUGCGUCUGAGCUUUUUGAGAAGAGAGCCGGUAUCUACUCUUCGCGGCCUAGAAUGCUGGUUUUUGCAGAGCUUGGUGCUGGGCAAUCUAAUUUGGUCAACAUGUACACUUGGACGCCAGAACAACGCGAGAGGUGGCGUGUGCAGCGCAAGCUGAUGCAUCAUGCUGUAGGGGUUCAGUCUGUGAGGAAGUAUCGCAGCUUUCAGAACGACGAGAGCAGGGUCAUAGCAUACGACUUGGUGAAGUCACCGGUAGACUACGUCAAGCACUUUGAGCGAUACGCCACCAGCGUAGUGUCCAUUAUUGGCUUUGGGAGAAGGGUGGAAAGCAACGAGGACCCCAUAAUCACCGAGGUCAUCGCCGUAAUGCAGCUGGCGGCGGAGCUCAACGUCCCCGGCAAGACGUUCCCCAUGCUGAUGGAGACGUUUCCGUGGCUGGCCAAAUUCCCCAACGCGAUCGCGCCGUGGAAAUAUGGACUCGGGAAGAAGAGAAGCUUCAGCUUCUUCUACGCUCUGGCCCAUGAAGCAGCUCACAAGCCUGGGCACGACGACUCGUUCGUCAAGCACCUCUUCUCAGAGAAGGAGAAAUAUGACCUACGGGAGGAGGAGAUCGCCGCUCUGGCGGGCAAUCUAUUCGGGGCAGGGAGUGACACAAGCAGCAGCACGCUGGUGACAUUUGUUCUCGCGUGCUGUGCGUUCCCCGAGACUCUGAUCCCGGCCUGGGAAGAGCUAGACCGUGUGGUCGGGCCUCAUAGGAGUCCGCACUUUGACGAUGAGCCGAAUCUUCCCUAUGUGAGAGCGUUUGUCAAGGAGGUCUUCCGAUGGCGCUCAGUGGCUAUUAUUGGGGGGCAGCCGCAUUCUCCCACGCAGGAUGACAGCUACAACGGGUGGCUGAUUCCGAAAGGCACCUGGAUUCAAGGCAAUGUGUGGGCGAUUCACCACAACGAAAGAGAGUUUCCGGAGCCCGACCGCUUCAACCCGAAGAGGUAUCUUUCUGGGGACCCCGACAACCGGCCAUUCCCUGGUGAGCGUGGGUACAUGACAUUUGGCUGGGGCAGGAGAGUAUGCUCUGGUCAGGCGCUUGCUGAACAAGGAACCUGGGUCACAAUUGCCAGGCUACUUUGGGGGUUCAACAUACAGAAGAAGAGACGGCCAGACGGCAGCGUCAUUGACGUUGACAUCUUCAACUACACAAAUGGUCUGAAUAUGCGGCCUCAGCCAUUCGAGUGUAGUAUCGAACCCCGAAGUGAGGCGAUUCGGCAAACAAUCGAGCGCGAGGGACGACAGGCACUCGAUGACCUCGAGCAAUACCGCGGAGAGUCAAAGUACAGAAUGUCGACAUUCUACCAGCGAAACGACCUGGCAAUGGAGCUCUACGGUGAUAAGAGUAAAGCAUGA